CAGUUGGUCUCCGUAUGUAGUUAGCUUGAAAAAUAACGGUUGUCAUUUUUUUAACAGCCGAAAAAACACGACUUAUAAACGCUUAAUAACUCUUACAACAUUUAAGCUAAAAACGCACUCACUAACAACAACAACAACAACAACAACAAUCGUCUUGUAUUAAUUAAUAACCAGCCGUUUGUUUGUUUCUUCUGUCGCGCGACUUUAAGACGAAGCCACGUGAUCUUGCCGGCGCUACGUCAUACCCGGAAGUGAAACGGCUGGAAUGUAUUUGUUUUUAACUGCUGUGUUUCCAGUGCAGGUACAUGGUGUUUCUGUGGCUGUGCAGUAACGCCAGCUGAAGAAUGAAACGUCUCACUCGUCGACAGUGGGACAAGAAGCAAUGCAGUAACUUCCCGUUUACAGGAAAAUACAGUAACUGACCGUAAGGUAAAGGAAUUUGUAGUAAAAUAGGUACAGUAGGUAGCUAGUUUAAUGUAGCAUUGCUCUAGGUCGCCACUUCCUUUUAAGGUAAAAUACCCGCCAUGAGCUCGUAGAUGUUUACGUUGUGACCAAAGGUUAUUCCGAGUUUGGAGUCACCUUUUACUAAUGACUUUGCAAAAGGGUGUAUUGUAAUAAAAGAGGCACAUGUGGACCAAUUCACCUCCUCGACUGAGCUAGCAGUCAUUUCACAUGAUGUCUAUCUUUGGAGCAAGAGCAGUCUUUCUCAGACUGAGGUACAGUUUCCAGAGAGCAGGCUCCUUCACCAGAACCAGACUCAUCCAGAACUCCAGGGCAUGCUUUGCUAAAAGAGGGCAGAUUUUCACCCAGAUACCCAAGGUUACAUUGUUAUGUUGGGGUGCAGUCAGUGCAUCUUCCUGUGCAGCCACAUGCCAGGAAGCAACUGUCCCACGCCACACUGCUGAAAGAAAGUCUCUUGCCAAAGUGCAAGUGCACAAAGUAAUAUUUUUUCUGCGCCUUAUCUUUCGUGCAUUGGUGCUGCUCCUCAAAUUUGGCCCCCUUCUCCUCUUGUCCCCCUUGGUUCUGGUGUCCACUCGCUGGGCGUCUUGCUGGCUGGAUGCUCUGCUGUGGGUGACUGAAACAUCUGGCCCCACUUUCAUUAAGCUGGGGCAGUGGGCCAGCACCAGGCGGGACGUCUUCUCUCAGGAGUUUUGUGAGCGCUUCUCUAGGCUUCAUGUAAGAGUGCCUCCUCACUCCUGGGCCCACACCAAGCAGUGUCUCCGGAGGGCUUUCGGGGAGGGCUGGAGGAAGGUUUUAGUGUUUGAGAGCAAAGAGCCUGUGGGUUCAGGAUGUGUGGCACAGGUGUACAGAGGCUGGGCGAAGGCGGACCAGGUGGAUGACCCAGCUUUCCACUCACUGGUGGAGGAGAUGGAGAAAGAAGACUUGCUUGAAGCAUGGGAGAUUCCUGGUCUGAGAGGAGUGGCCAGGUCCUUGUGGCAGCUCUGGAGGGGGACUAAGGAGGACGAUGGCUAUGAGGAGAGAAGUCACACAGAGGGGGGAGAUAAGGAGAGCAGCACAGAGAAGGAGCACCUGAUACCUGUGGCUAUUAAGGUGAUUCAUCCAGGCGUCAGGAGACAGGUGGAAAUUGACCUGCUGCUAAUGAAAGCAGGCAGUUGGCUCCUAAACUGCCUGCCUGGACUCAAGUGGCUCAGCCUGUGUGAGGUAGUAGACGAGUUUGAGAAGCUCAUGACCAAACAGAUUGAUCUCCGUUUUGAGGCCAGGAACAUCGAGCGUUUCCAGGAAAAUUUCCGCAAUGUGGAUUACGUCAAGUUCCCAACUACGUUACGACCAUUUGUCACCAGGACCGUUUUAGUGGAAACUUUUGAAGAGAGUGAGCCCGUAUCCAAGUACCUGAGCUCGUCGAUCCCUCAGGAGGUGAAGCAGAAAAUAGCCAGGAUGGGAAUAGAGACCAUGCUGAAGAUGGUUUUCGUGGACAACUUUGUCCAUGGGGAUCUCCAUCCUGGGAACAUUCUGGUCCAGUGUCGGGGGCCUCAUCCUGAUUCCACUGACAGCACUGGUAUGUCAGGGGAUGCACAUGGCAAGACCACCCUCACUGACCUGUGGGACACAGUGGUGGUCAGCAUCAGGCCCGUCCCAUGUCCUCUCCAGCUGGUGCUGCUGGAUGCUGGCAUCGUAGCCCAGCUCAGCGACUACGAUCUCGCCAACCUCAAGGCUGUUUUUACGGCUGUGGUGCUGCAGCAGGGUGAGCGAGUGGCUGAAUUGUUCCUGCAUCACGCUCGGGCCAAUGAAUGCAAAGACGUACCGCAGUUUAAGAAGGAGAUGGCCCAGCUGGUGGACCAGGCCCUCAGCAAAUCCCUCUCUCUGGGAAAGUUCCAAGUAGGAGAUCUGCUUUCCAGACUCUUCGGUCUACUCAUCAAACACAAGGUGAAGCUGGAGAGUAAUUUCGCCUCGAUUGUCUUUGCCAUCAUGGUGCUGGAGGGUCUCGGCAGGUCGCUCGAUCCCAACUUGGACAUCCUGGAUUUGGUCAAACCUCUGCUGCUAAAGAACUGUGCCUCACUGCGAUGACAAACACACACAAACAUACAGACACACAAAGCUCUAGCACAGUGGACCACACACAGACAGGCACCUUAAGUACACAUACAGCUAAGUCCCUACUGUAUACAUAGAGUACAUCUAUAAUAGGGCUGCCACUAACGAUUAUUUUCAUUGUCGACUAAUCUGUCGGUUAUUUCUUCGAUUAGUCAA
Epinephelus lanceolatus (giant grouper) is the source of this 2709-nucleotide messenger RNA. RefSeq names its product aarF domain containing kinase 2 (gene adck2). Lineage: Eukaryota; Metazoa; Chordata; Actinopteri; Perciformes; Serranidae. Gene Ontology annotation, cellular component: mitochondrion. The record is from RefSeq and is a predicted model, not a curated record.